UGUCCACUGUACACGGUCACCUUUCAUAGCACUAAUGAAUGACGUCGAACAAUAACACCCUGCCCGCCUACCUUUCCCACCAACCGACUCACUGUUAAUCGAAGCAGAAGUUUGACAGCUCAGCUUUUACCCCAGGCCGUCCUUUGAGAACGUACGGUUGCACUUCACUUUUGCCUUCGGAAGAAAUUGUCACUCCCUUUUUCAUGAUCGACUACUGUAGAAGGGAAAGACAGGUAAAUAGGAUCUUUCUCGGCAGUCUAUAUGGAGCGCGCCAUGUUAUGAAGAAUUCGAUGAGUCGAUAGUGUCACAUUUAUUCUGUCUGGGGAGUUUAUUCUGGACAUUUGUAUUGUUUUUAACGGGCGUGAAUAGGGAUAUAACCAUGUCGAGGGACCCUGAAGAAGUGAACAAGCUCACCGAAAGUACAUACAAGAAUGUAAUGGAACAGUUCAACCCUGGGCUCAGGAACCUGGUCAACCUGGGGAAGAGCUAUGAGAAAUCAGUGGCAGCGAUGAGCCUGGCUGGAAAGGUGUACUUUGAUGCGGUCUCUAAGAUCGGAGAGAAUGCUGCGGUCUCUCCUGUCUCCAGGGAGUUGGGCGUUGUGCUGAUGGAGAUAUCCGAGGUCCACAGGAAAGUUCACCUUGAGCUAGAGGAGAAUUUUAAGAGGUUUCACAGCGAGAUAAUAGCUGAAUUGGAGAGGAAGACAGACAUGGAUGUAAAAUACAUGACAGCCACCUUUAAGAGGUACCAGACCGAGCACAAGAUGAAGCAGGACUCUCUGGAGAGGUCGCAGUCUGACCUGAAGAAACUCAGGAGGAAGAGCCAGGGCAAGAACACCAACAAGUACGAAAACAAGGAGAGUGAGUGCCUGGAGACGCUGAGGUCAGGGCAGAUGGACAUGCAGAAGUUCAUCGCCGACGGCUGCAAGGAGGCUCUGCUGGAGGAGAAGAGACGCUUCUGCUUCCUGGUGGACAAACACUGCACCUUCUCCUAUCAGAUCGCUGCCUUCCACGACAAGGCCAGAGACAUGCUUUUCGGGAAGCUGCCCACCUGGCAGGACAAGUGUGGCGAUGCCACCAACGUGCCCGAGAGCGUGAUGUCUAUGAUUGAGGGUCUUCGCACCCCAGUGUCCAUCACCCCCCAGGCCUCCCCCAUGUCCCAGAGACACAGUAGGAGCAACUCCAUAUUCCGGGACACAGUUCCACCCCCUGCCCCGGCACUGAAGGCUCAGACCAGCCCAUUGGCCAGUAUGUUCACGCAGGACACACCCACAACAAACUCAGUCACCAGAGAGACUGAGAGUGGCACAGACUACAGGGACAAUGGAGGGGAGGAGAGUGGCGGUCUAGGUCCCAGGUCAGUGUCUGUGGCCACAGGACUCAACAACAUUGUGAAGAGACCCAGGGUCCGCACCAUCUUCCCCCACACCUCUGGGACCAACUCUACGCUGCUCAGCUUUGACGAGGGAGACAUCAUCACCCUGCUCAUACCUGACGAGAGGGACGGAUGGCUCUACGGAGAACUGGAGAAAACCAGACAGAGGGGAUGGUUUCCAUCAUCCUAUUGCCGGGCAUAUUCAGAGCCAAUAGUGAAUAACAACAGUGUGGGGGCUCCUCCCAUGCGCAGUAAGAGCGUGGUGAACCUGCUCCACCAGGACACAGAGACAGAUGAUUCCUCCAUGAUCCUCCCCCCUCCUGACUACAGCGACUUCCCCAAGAGGAGUGUCCUCCCGGGCAGCAAGCAGCACUCGCCCUCCCUCUCCGCCUCCUCCAGCUCCUCUGUACACACGGGAACCCAACUGAAUGGUUUUGGGAAGACGCCUCUUUUCCUCGGGGGAGGGAACCCGUUCACCGCAGUCAAGCUACGUCCCACAGUCACCAAUGACCGCUCAGGCCCAGUCAUCUAAACCUCCAGACCCACCCUCCUGUCCACCUCUACACAGGAGCGGCACCUCCAGCUGGGCAUCACCCCAUGCUGUCCCCCCUCCUCCAGGCGGAUGGACCCAGGGCCGGACACUAGUGUACGGGACAACUUGACACUGUGGGCUGCUGUGCUGAAGAUCCAGUAAUUUCACUACUACAGAUGCCAUUAGAAAUGACAUUGUCUAAUACACAGUUGCCCUACUGCUGCAAACGCUCUCCCUGAGAAGGUGGGAGGAUUUAUUUAUGUAAACAGAUGCACAUAUAUAGAUUUUCUAGACCUAUUUUUGUCGGUGAUGAUGAGUGGCGACAUACUACAUGCGUUCUCGCUGGGCGUGUGUGAAAAGGAGUCGAGGAAAGCCUGAGAUUGGGCCGUUGAAAUAUCAGAAUGUAUUUCUGACUCUUUUUUUUGUUGCUUCAAUCACUCGUCAAAAAAUGUUAGUUGCCAUAGGGCAGUAGAUAAAUGAAUGUAUGCAAUACGGGACCUAUGCAUCACAAUUUACAGAGGUCCUUAUGGUAGCGUUGCUCGUUAUUGUUGAUGUAUCUCGAAUAUGAUAUGUAAAAUUGCAUUGUUGCUAUCAUUACUAAAGACCAACUGCUUAGUGACUGUCGAAUAGAAGUAUACUCAUUCAAGGGAAGCGCACAUCAUUUUUCCCCCUCAACUCCUUCCAAGAAGUGUACAACAAAUUUGAUUGGUUGAGUGUGUCAUUGUCAUUUUGCUGAUUGGUUUUUCAGUUAAGUGUUCAUACAGUGCUGCUGUUACUAGUGGAAGAUGUGAGACCUGUUUACCUUAACUCUAUAUACCAACAGUAAUCAUUCUGUGAAACGUCUCUCAUCUGUCUGUUAUUCAAGUAGCCCGGGUCAUGUUCAUUAGGCACCAAACGGAAGAAAGCAGACUGAAACCUUUGAGGGAAAAAUCAACUGUUUUAAAACGUUUUCCCUUACGUUUCCUAAUGAAUAUGAGCCAGUAGUGCUGUGGACAUCCAUUUUUAAAAGGACAUGGUUAAAUGGAACUCAUAACUUCCCAUAGACCGUGCAGCCAUUUUGCUUUUAUCUUCAUGCUUCAUGGAAGGCAUUUUCAACCUAGUGGCUAAUUUGAUCAUUUUUCUUUGGUCUGCCUUGCCUACUCCCUGAGUUUGGAACGUUGCUGUAUGAAAAUAAACAAAUAUACACUGAACAAAAAUGUAAACGCAGCAUGUAAAGUGUUGGUCCCAUGUUUCAUGAGCUGAAAUAAAAUAUUCCAGAAAUGUUCCAUAUGCA
Messenger RNA from Oncorhynchus mykiss (rainbow trout), 3176 nucleotides. Lineage: Eukaryota; Metazoa; Chordata; Actinopteri; Salmoniformes; Salmonidae. The record is from RefSeq and is a predicted model, not a curated record.